Messenger RNA from Silurus meridionalis, 1685 nucleotides. RefSeq names its product PDZ and LIM domain 7 (gene pdlim7). NCBI's taxonomy places the organism in Eukaryota, Metazoa, Chordata, Actinopteri, Siluriformes, Siluridae. Bases 184 to 1461 code for a protein of 425 amino acids. Gene Ontology annotation, cellular component: adherens junction; filamentous actin; Z disc. The transcript has 11 exons. Gene Ontology annotation, biological process: actin cytoskeleton organization; heart development; muscle structure development. The record is from RefSeq and is a predicted model, not a curated record. Gene Ontology annotation, molecular function: muscle alpha-actinin binding; actin binding.
GGGCUGAAAUAGUUUGGUGUAGUUUUACAUUCCUUAUAUAGCCCGUGGAGAGGGGACGAGACGUAAAGCCUCACCCCCCGACACAAGGCCGCCGAGUCGGAGGGUCGCACUCGCUUCCACAACCAGCGUUCCUUGUACUUUUCCUGGCUUUCCAGAGGCUGAUUUGGCCCUUUCUGUGAGGCCAUGAGCGUUUACAGCGUGACUCUCAGUGGGCCGGCGCCGUGGGGUUUCCGACUCCAGGGAGGGAAGGAUUUCAGCAUGCCUCUCACGGUGUCAAGGCUGACUCCUGGAGGAAAGGCAGCUCAGGCCGGUGUGGGUGUGGGAGAUGAAGUGGUGUCCAUUGGAGACUUCACCGCUGAGGAGAUGACACACGUCGAGGCACAAAAUCAGAUCAGAGCAGCAACCGACUCCCUCGUUCUGACCCUCAGCAGAGCUGUCCAGUCUGGAGGCGAACAGAAGGGAUCGCUUGCUACUGCACACGCUCAACCAAAGUACAACUUCACGCCCAGCACGACCAUAAACAAGAUGGCGCGGCCGUUCUGCGCGCCGGGUAGCAACCCCAGCACAGGGCCCGUCAUCAAACCGGUGGCGUACGUUCCCAAGGCUAACGCCAGCGCGACUAGCGCCAGCGCGCCGGUGUCAGGCAGCACGCCCCCUUCUCAGAACGGCCACGGAGUGACUCCGUGCCCCAGCAAACCUGCUUCAAAGCCCGAAGGAGCUCGAGCUCCGGCCGCUAGAUCUUCUGGACCGUCGAGCCGCCCUCCUUGGGUGACGGACUCGAAUUUCGCGGAACGUUACCGCCCGGAUAAGACGAGCACGGUGGUGACGCAGCACCAGCAACCGGCGCAGCCGACGCCCGAGCAGAGCCGCAGCUCCAUCCUACAGGCCGCUCAGCAGAACCCGGAACCUGACUCGGGGCGCACGCCUCUCUGCGCCGCAUGCAACAAGAUCAUCAGAGGUCGCUACGUGGUGGCUCUGGGCCGCUCCUGGCACCCGGAGGAGUUCACGUGCUGUCAGUGCCGGGCCGUGCUCGACGAAGGCGGCUUUUUUGAGGAAAAAGGCUCGGUCUAUUGCACCAAAUGCUACGACAACCGUUACGCCCCCAACUGCGCCAAGUGCAAGAAAACGAUUGCGGGGGAGAUCAUGCAUGCCCUGAAGAUGACCUACCACGUUCAGUGCUUCGUGUGCGCUGCCUGCAAGAGGCCCAUCAGAAACCAGGCCUUCUAUAUGGAAGAGGGAGAACCUUACUGCGAGAGAGACUAUGAAAAGAUGUUUGGUACUAAAUGUCACGGCUGUGACUUUAAGAUCGAUGCGGGCGACCGCUUCCUGGAAGCUUUAGGCUACAGCUGGCACGACACGUGCUUCGUCUGUGCGCUUUGCCACGUCAACCUGGAGGGCAAGACGUUCUACUCGAAGAAGGAUAAGCCUUUGUGUAAAGGUCACGCCUUCUCUCCACUCUGAGGAGCCGAGAUCCAGCGCUCCAGAGGAAUCGAGGCAGGACAGACCGACACACAACACCGAGAGAAUCCUGUAGCGAAGGGGUUUUUAAAAUCCGCUCAAAAUCUCUGUGUAGUCAAGAAGCCAAGUUUUGGAGUUAAAAAAAUAAAUAAAUAAUAAGUCUGCGGAGAGAAAACCCCAGCGAUCUCUAUCUUGUUGUUUUUAAACGAAUAAAUAGUAUGAAAUGA